Molecule: messenger RNA, 2952 nt
Organism: Theobroma cacao (cacao)
Lineage: Eukaryota; Viridiplantae; Streptophyta; Magnoliopsida; Malvales; Malvaceae
Gene: MOS7
Product: nuclear pore complex protein-like protein
Biological process (GO): protein import into nucleus; ribosomal large subunit export from nucleus; mRNA export from nucleus
Cellular component (GO): nuclear pore
Molecular function (GO): protein binding; structural constituent of nuclear pore
Source: RefSeq, a predicted model, not a curated record
AGCAGAAAAGAAGCUCGACGCGCUUCCACUCUCCCCAGAGAAAGAGAGAAAGAGAGAAAUGAGGUUCAGCUUUGAGUUAGCGGAAUCGAACCAGGACGAUUCUCGAAGGUCCUUAACACCUAAAGAAGGAGUCCAGUGGGUCCCGCUUCAAAAUCACCCGGUGUUCACGUCCGCCGUCGGAAGCGGAGCAACCGCAACCGCUUCUGCGUCAGUUCGAGCUGUUAAAAACCUUUUAGCUUGGGACGGAGCCUCGAGACUCUAUUAUUGGGAUUCCAACAAGCAAUGCCUCCAUCGAAUCUCCAUUCGCUUGGGAGAGCCCGAGCCUACCUCCAUCGUCGCCGCCUCUCCUUCUAAAGUACUGCAAGCAGAUGUGGAGCUGAAUUUUGUGGUUAAUAAAAUCUCCAUCAAUAGGAAUGGAUCAGCUUUACUCCUAGCUGGUUCAGAUGAUUUAUGUGUCAUGUACCUUUAUGGACGUACUUCUUCUAAAGACAACAGUAUCAUUUGCAGGACUGUUUCAAUCGGUUCACAAAUUUAUUCAAAUGAAAGCAGUGCAAUUCGCAUCCUACAAGUGUCAUGGCAUCCCUACAGUGACAUCCAUGUUGGAAUUCUCUCGUCUGAUUCAGUUUUCAGGCUCUUUGAUUUAUCAUCUGGUGUGAUGCAACCAGAACAAGAGUAUUAUCUGCAGCCUGUUGAACCUGGUAGAUCUAGGAAUGCUGCAUCAAUCUGUCCUGUUGACUUUUCUUUCGGGGGAGACCACCUAUGGGACAGGUUUAGUGUCUUUGUAUUAUUCAGCGAUGGAUCAGUUUACAUCCUUUGCCCAGUUGUUCCAUUUGGAAGUGUUUAUAAAUGGGAGUCAAUAUUGGAGAUGUAUGGUGAUGCUCAUACUUUUGGACUGAAGUCAGCCAAUUCUGUGGCUGUUAAUAAUUCUAAUCUGGCAAUCUCUUGGUUAGAAGCAACUUUUCCUGAGCUAGCUCAACAAGGAACAGAUGGGGAAAAUCCAUCUACCAUAAAAGCUCGUUCACAUGCUUUAUUUGAUGCAUCACUUGCUCUGCAGGGGCCGUUACGUAAAGUAUGUCGUGAUGGGGAGGAUGAAGCUCUGGCAGUUAGAGGUGCAGAAUGUGAAGGCCGUGCAGUCAGUUUUCUCUAUAAUCUAGUCAGCAAAGACUCAAUUCUGGUGACUGCCUGGAGUGGUGGGCAAUUGCAAAUAGAUGCCCUAGCUGAUGAAAUCCAGCCAGUCUGGAUUACUGGUAGUGCACCUCGUCUUCGUGUUGAUUCCCAUGAUCAUGUUCUUGGGAUCGCUAUGAUCUGUGAACCAAACCCUGCUGAGCUUUCUAUUGUGAAGCUUGAUCAACCACUUGAUAACAGUGUUUGGUUAGGGCAUCUACCUCCCUUGUUGAGACUGGCAAUAGUGGAUUUGGCUUUGCCAAGGAAGAUAGAAAGCAGUUAUCUUAUCACAAUGUAUGUUGAUCCCCUUAUGCCUGAAAGAAUAUAUUCUCUUCACGAGGGAGGGGUAGAUUCGAUAGUGUUGCAUUUUCUUCCUUUUACAUCUCAGAUCAAUGGGAAGGAUGAGAGUAUCAAAACUCCCUCUGUGCAUCCUGUACUGUGUACAUGCCAGGGUGAAACAUCUUCACCUUCUCCUCUAUAUGGCUUUGUGUCACUGUCAGAUUCAUUUGGAUACUCAUGGGUUGUGGUAGUCACUUCCACUCAAGAAUGUGUUGUGCUAGAGAUGAAAACUUGGAAUUUGUUGCUUCCCAUUCAAGUUGAUAAAGAGAAGCCCAUUAGCUUGGAAGAGCAGAAAGAGAAAGAUACUCCAAAUAUCAUAAGCAAAGAACUCCUUGGUGGUCCUAAGUCAGUUCUGGCUCCUCAGGCCUCACCUAAUCUGCGUUCUGUUUCUGCAGAUUCUAUUGAAGGUCGAUCUGCUCUUCAUCAGUACUUCAAGCUUUUCCAUGAAAAUUAUGUUGAAUAUGCACAUAAGGUGUACUUUGAGCUGAAACAUCAUGGCCCUCAGCUAAAGAGAAUCAUAGAUGACCAGCAUGCUCGUUUGAAUGAGGCACAACAGAAGAUUUUGAAUGUCGAAACAAAACAAUCUAUGCUGGAGGAGAGGAUUGAUUGUGCAGUCCGGCUACAGAAUUCUUUGGAGCAGCGUUUGCAACAUCUGAGAAGCCUGCCUGGGGCACACAAGAAACCAUUGUCUAGAGCAGAGCGAGAAUUUAAGUCUGAACUUGAUCAAUUUACUGGAGUUGAACUGGAUGCUUUGCAAGCAUCCAUUAAUACUUUAAGAGGGAGGCUUAGAAGGUAUACACAAUCUUCAAAGGACAACCUAGCAAAUCAACGAAGGAAAAUGCCCGGUAGGAACCAUAUGCAGGAUGCUCAAAUCUCUCAACUGAAAUCUUCACUUGCAAAACUCUCACUAGUCAAUAGCGAGAGUUCAAAAAAGGUUAAACUCGUUGAAUCUGCAUUAAAGGGCAAGGAAAGCAGCAUAAACAAAACAAUCUCCUCAUGAACGAGUAGUCAACAAACUGGAGUUGUGUCAGCUUUUUGCCUGUGGCGUUGGAUACAUUUAAUUGCUCCCGGAGCUCUCUUCCUCCUCAAGGCAGGAUUAUUUGUUUGGUUAAGUUCCAAUAUAAACCCCAAGACUGAAGUUGCCACCAUUCCUUAGUCAAGCUUCCCAGUAACUUUUUAGGUCCAUACAAUUGUUUCCUUGUUCAUUGUUGUCAAGAAAAAUAAAGCAAAAAGGUGGGUUCCUUUUCUUCUCUGAAAGGAAGAAAGUAGAACAGAUUGAAAGGCUCGAGAAACUUGAAAAAAGGGGGCAGCCCACUAAGAAUCAAAUCAGGAGACAGGUAUAAUGAAUAUAUUAAACUUAUUGUUUGAUGAUAUUUGAUAAACAAUUCCAGGGUCUUUUCCUUUUGUAGCUUCAGCCCGUUGAUGAAAAUUGAGUGCUCUCUUUACUUA